Blumeria graminis f. sp. triticale is the source of this 2004-nucleotide messenger RNA. The record is from the annotation of a GenBank genome assembly. NCBI's taxonomy places the organism in Eukaryota, Fungi, Ascomycota, Leotiomycetes, Helotiales, Erysiphaceae.
AUGGCCCAGAAAGUUUUAUUCUCGACUGAUUCCAGCGCUCGUCCACAAUCAUUCAGAAAUUCUUUCAAAGAGUGCGUCUUUGUAGUUACAUUGAUGUUAGCAAACGCCUCGACAACAUUCAUCCAGGGAGUUAUUGUUAUCAUCACAGCCAAAAUUUCUAAGGACCUGGAAAUGUCUUCGACAGAAAUGGCCUGGAUCCCUGCUGCUGUUGGGCUUACAAGUGGGUCACUAAUGCUAUUUUUUGGAAAGACAGUGGAGAUCUUUGGAUGUAAAAGUCAGCUUCUGGCAGGUCUGACUUGGCUCUGUGGUUUCUCUCUCUUCGCCUCCUUUGCAGUGUCUCCGUUGGCAAUAAAUUUACUUUGCGGAGCUCUAGGAGUGGGAACUGCCGUUACUUCUCCGCCAUCUAUGGGUGCCAUAUUCACGACGUAUCAAGAGGGACCGAGAAGGAAUCGGGUGACAGGUGCCCUCGGCGCUGGAAACCCCCUCGGAUUUAUCUUGGGAAGUAUUUCAUCUGGAAUAGUAACGAAAUUUUACGGCUGGAGAGCAUCUUUUAUUGUCAUAGGCAUGUUCUUUGUUCUUCUCAUGAUAUUUACCUUCUGGACCGUACCCAUAAUUCCGAUAUCUGAGCAUGCUUCGAAAAACGCUAUGGAGAAUUUUGACUUUUUGGGCACAUUUUUGAUCGUUGUUGGGAUAGCCUUACUAAUGGCAGGGUUGACAAUAGGUGCUCAGAUUGGAUGGGUAAACUAUAAGGUUUUUCUAAUGAUUUUUACAGGAGCUUUGUGUCUCGUUGGAUUUGGUAUCUGGGAAAAAAGAUGCCCCAGUCCACUCUUAGAUCCCACUGUGUGGGAAGACAGUACUUUCACCCUAUGUAUUCUAUGUUCCGGUUUCGGUUAUAUGUCUUUCAUCACGAACCAAUACUGGCUUUCGUUGUAUAUGCAAGAAGUUCAAAAGUUAGCGCCUCUUCACAUUGCUGUACGUUUUUUACCUCAGGCUUUGCUCGGAAUAGUAUGGAGCUAUAUUGGACAACUAAUUACCUACAAGUUCAGCGGCAAAUUUAUAAUGGGAAUUGGCUCUUGCGCAUAUAUGGUUGGUGCAAUUUUAUGCUAUUUUGUUGAAAAAAAUACCAGUUACUGGGCAAUACUCUUUCCACAGCUUUGUAUCACAGUAAUUGGCGCUGAUUUUCAAUUCAUCGUGACGAACCUCUAUAUUGUCAAAAAAAUGCCGGCCCAGUCUUCACUAGCUGCAGGCAUUUACCAAACAUCUUUGAAACUCUCCAUUGCAAUUGGAAUUCCGAUUACGGCUAGCCUCUACAACUUUUGGCCACAAAAGUCCCCAGAUAUUGGCUCCCUUUAUCACCGAGCCUACACCUGCUCGAUCAUAUUCGCAGGAAUCAGUCUUAUUUUGGUUCCAUUCAUCAAUAUCGAGCAGAAAAAUAUGAUGUCUUUGGAGUUGUUAGCUGCUCCAAACACAACAGAACGAAAAAAAGGAUUCAUGUUGCGCAGCCCGACACAGCUUUCGACGGCCAUUUCACCUGGUUAUAACUCCGAUGCUCUCUGUUCAAAAGGAAGCCAAGGUAGCUUGUUGAGUUUAACUGAAACUAUGACUACAGGGUCUCCCUGCCUCGGCUUGUUAUCCAAACCCAGCGUGACAUAUUCAGCAACCAAGUAUAAGUAUGGACCGAGACUGAAUCUUCUUCAUAUAAGUCAGAAGCUUGAGUCAAUAUCGACUCUUGAACCUAUGCAAAAUGUCUCAUGGAAGAAUAAAAGCGCACAUGAUGGAAUUAUCCAAACAAGCCUUGCUUCUACUAGAGGAUCCACGAGCCUUGAUCUAAGGCAUACUGUUGGCUCAGAUAGCCUAUGGCGACCCUCUAGUUUUUUCCAGGAGAUUGAGAUGGAUCUAAUCCGUAUCUCAAAAGGAACCAUAAGUAUUGGAGCGCAGACUGGAGAAGCUUACAACGGCAUAGAUUCUCAUUCGUACAGGUCCCAAGAAAAAUUUGAUCAAUAG